ACCCGCGCCGUAGCCAUUUUAUUUCUCUGUAGCGUUUGAGACGGUCGCCUUACUGUACCUCAACUAUCUCAAGCUUCUCGUUCAAGCAUUUUUAAUUUUUUAAUUUUUUAUACUUUAUACUUUAAACAUGAGGGAGAUCGUACACAUUCAAGCCGGUCAAUGCGGUAACCAAAUUGGAGCCAAGUUCUGGGAAAUUAUUUCUGAUGAACACGGCAUUGACCCAACUGGAGCCUACCAUGGAGAUUCUGAUCUUCAAUUAGAACGUAUUAAUGUAUACUACAAUGAAGCAUCAGGUGGAAAGUAUGUACCUCGUGCCAUUUUGGUUGAUUUGGAACCUGGUACCAUGGACUCCGUCCGAUCUGGACCAUUCGGUCAAAUUUUCAGACCAGACAACUUUGUCUUUGGACAAUCAGGUGCUGGAAACAAUUGGGCUAAAGGUCAUUACACAGAGGGUGCUGAGCUUGUAGAUUCAGUAUUAGAUGUUGUCAGGAAAGAAGCUGAGAGCUGUGAUUGCCUCCAAGGUUUCCAAUUGACACAUUCCUUAGGUGGUGGUACUGGUUCUGGUAUGGGAACCUUAUUGAUCUCCAAAAUCCGUGAAGAAUACCCAGACAGAAUUAUGAACACGUAUUCUGUUGUACCCUCUCCAAAAGUAUCAGACACUGUUGUAGAACCCUACAAUGCUACCCUUUCAGUUCACCAAUUGGUUGAAAAUACUGAUGAAACCUAUUGUAUUGACAACGAAGCGUUGUACGACAUUUGCUUCCGUACAUUAAAACUUACAACACCAACAUAUGGUGACUUAAACCACUUGGUCUCUUUGACCAUGUCUGGAGUGACCACUUGUCUCAGGUUCCCUGGUCAAUUGAACGCUGAUCUCCGUAAACUCGCUGUCAACAUGGUUCCUUUCCCCAGGUUACAUUUCUUCAUGCCUGGUUUUGCACCUCUUACAUCUCGUGGAAGUCAACAAUAUAGAGCACUAACCGUACCCGAACUUACCCAACAAAUGUUUGACGCCAAAAACAUGAUGGCAGCAUGUGACCCAAGACAUGGACGUUAUCUAACAGUAGCGGCUGUAUUCCGUGGCCGUAUGUCCAUGAAGGAGGUCGAUGAACAAAUGUUAAACAUCCAAAACAAAAAUUCGAGCUACUUCGUUGAAUGGAUUCCUAACAAUGUUAAAACUGCAGUGUGUGAUAUUCCUCCAAGAGGUCUUAAAAUGUCUGCUACAUUCAUUGGUAACUCAACAGCUAUCCAAGAGUUGUUCAAGAGAAUCAGUGAACAGUUCACUGCUAUGUUCAGACGUAAGGCUUUCUUGCAUUGGUACACUGGUGAAGGUAUGGAUGAGAUGGAAUUCACUGAAGCCGAAUCUAACAUGAAUGAUUUAGUAUCUGAAUACCAACAAUAUCAAGAAGCUACCGCUGAUGAGGAAGCUGAAUUUGAUGAAGAACAGGAACAAGAAGUUGAUGAAAACUAGACUUUUUAUAAACAUUUAGCUUUAAAAUGUCAUUUUUGUUACUUUUUAUUUAAAAAAAAGUUCUGUAUAUUAA
Diuraphis noxia (Russian wheat aphid) is the source of this 1544-nucleotide messenger RNA. RefSeq names its product tubulin beta-1 chain. Gene Ontology annotation, cellular component: microtubule. Gene Ontology annotation, molecular function: GTP binding; structural constituent of cytoskeleton; GTPase activity. Lineage: Eukaryota; Metazoa; Arthropoda; Insecta; Hemiptera; Aphididae. Gene Ontology annotation, biological process: microtubule-based process. The record is from RefSeq and is a predicted model, not a curated record.